GACAGGCCGGCUCCGUUGGAAACCAUCUCCUCCGUCAACGAUCAGAAUUAUCUCCUCCUUCCUUGUGCUUCUUCUUCUUCCUUCCCCCUCUCUUUCUCCCCCCUUUCCUCGAUUUCCAUCUGGUCUAAAGAUCCAAGCCAAAAUCAGUAGUAAGAAAUCGUACUCCACUUUUGCCGGCGUGGUUGCCGAUGGGUGUUGAAUGGUUCUCCAACAUCUUUGUUCUCAUCGAUUGUUGAUUCUCUUGCAAAUCUGAGGGUAGCAAUUCAGCUUACAGAAAAUUCGUUAAUUGAUCUCAUCAGCGCGUAUUCUGCAGCUGCGAGCAAAAGCAUCCAAUCUUAGGCAAGCUUGUUUUGGCUUUAAACUCUAUAGCUUCUUAGGCUUCUGGGUUCUGUGUUGAAUUGAAGAUUUUGAAAUAAAGCUAUAAUCUUUACCAUAGUCAUGUACUUGGAAAAGGGAUGUUCUUUGAUGUUAAAAAGUCCACAAAUCUUCAAUCCCAUUUGCAUUUAACACAAACCCACUUCUGAACCCCAAUACUGAAUCCCAAAUGGAGCAAAACCGGACCCUUCUUGAAGAAUCCCAAAUGAUACAUAGAUUGAAACAUGAACCCAGCAUUGCGUCAGCCCUGCAUUAUUUCAAACACAUAGCCAAUUCAAAUGCCUUUAAACACACUCCAGAGACAUACUAAUUCAUGAUCAAGAAGCUUGCCAAGGAGUCUGAAUUGGAUGGUGUUCAGUAUCUUUUACAUCAAAUGAAGUUAGAAGGACUUAGCUGUAGUGAAGAUUUGUUUUUGACUGUGAUUGAUUCUCAUAGGAGAAAGGGGCUUGGCCAAGAAGCUUUGAGAAUUGAGAAUAGGUUUAAGAUGAUUAAUCCAAUGUAUCAAAAUAUGAAGAGUGAUGGUUUGGAGCCUAACAUGUUCAUAUAUAGUAUUCUCUUGAAAGCACCAUGUAAGAACAAUGAGGUAGAUGCUGCCUAUGAAAAGCUUGUGGAAAUGUCAAAAGAGGGGUGUUCUCCUGACAUGGUGACCUAUACAACUUUAGUAUCUUCUAUGUGUAAGCUUGGCAAGUUAGAUGAAGCAAGGAGGAUUGCACUUAGACAUCAACCAGUUGAGGCCUUUGGUUUCUUAGUUGAGAUGGCAGAGUAUGGUCUAGAUCCUAAUGUUAUCACUUAUUCAACUAUUAUCAGCUCUCUUUCUGAUGUAGGGAAGCUUGAGAUGUCCCUGGCAAUGUUGGCCAAGAUGUUUGUGAGAGGAUGUGGCCCCAACAUCCACACCUUUGCUUCAUUGAUGAAGGGCUAUUUCCUGGCAGGAAGGGUACAUGAAGCUCUUGACUUGUGGAACCGUAUCACUGGAGAGGGAUUUGUGCCCAACGUUGUUAUGUAUAACACUCUAAUUCAUUGCCUUUGCUACAAUGGGAAUAUCAGUGAGGCUGUAUCUGUCUCCUGGCAGAUGGAGGAAAGUGGGUGCAAUUCAAAUGCAACUACAUAUAGUUCUCUUAUUAAUGGCUUUUCAGAGUCUGGUUUGUGUUGUAGUGGAAGAGUAGAGUGGGCAAUGAAGGUGCUUGAUCUAAUGGGGGUUUAUGGGUGCUCAACUAACACCAUAACAUUUAAUGAGCUAUUGGAUUGUCUUUUCAAAGAAAAUAGAUUGGAAGAAGCUCUUGGGCUUGUCAAGGAGAUGGAAGCAAAGGGGAUGGAAUGGAAUUUGGUAAAUUAUAAUACCAUUUUGUCUGGAUUUUCUCAUGCUGAUAUGCUAGCAGAGGCACUGCAGCUUCUUGGGAAAAUGCUUGUGUGGGGGAUAAAGCCUGAUGCUAUCACACAUAAUACAAUAAUUUUUACCUACUGUAAUCAGGGUCAAUUUAAGACUGCCAUCCAACUUUUUGAUAGAAUGUCAGCAGUAGGUGAUUGGCACCCAGACAUAGUAUCAUAUGCUAGUAUUUCAUGGGGAAUUUGUGAUUGGAUUGCUGUAGAAGAAGCACUCGUUGUGGAUGUUGGACUUGAAUUUGAUGAGUACUCAUCUCCAGCUAGGACACUGCCCAUGAUUUUGCCUGGACACCCAGUUCUCUCGGGCUACAACGAGUUAUACCAUGUGGGUUCACCUUCUCCACUGCCCAUUCAUGCAACAAUCCUUGGAUAACUGCAUCCUGCCCAGACUCCACUCUCAAACUCAAAAGCCCUGCAACCAGCUGAAAAAAAUCCCUGAGGCGUGCCUUCUUAGGAGAAUGGUCAUUUCGUUGCAUUCCAAAAUCCUUGAACAAGGGUAUACCCAUUCUCUCAACACAGGCAUAUCUGGGUAAUUAAUAAAGGAAACCAACUGGA
This is a messenger RNA of Rubroshorea leprosula, 2310 nucleotides long. The record is from the annotation of a GenBank genome assembly. NCBI's taxonomy places the organism in Eukaryota, Viridiplantae, Streptophyta, Magnoliopsida, Malvales, Dipterocarpaceae.